Laccaria bicolor S238N-H82 is the source of this 786-nucleotide messenger RNA. RefSeq lists its product as uncharacterized. The transcript has 3 exons. Lineage: Eukaryota; Fungi; Basidiomycota; Agaricomycetes; Agaricales; Hydnangiaceae. The record is from RefSeq and is a predicted model, not a curated record. The coding region runs from base 1 to 786 and encodes 261 amino acids.
AUGCUUCACAUUCGCUGCUCUCAUGCUGGUUGCCCACAGCGCUUCAAAUGCCAAUGGGGUCUCACCUACCACCUCCGCACUGUACACCGAAACUCUAAUUGGGUUAAUUCUGAUGUCCCUUCUGUGGGCGAAGAUUUUCAUGAUUUGGAUGGCCUUGGACACAUCUCACCAGGUGCUGAGAGUGCACAACCUUCCUGGUCCCAACCUCCCUCACCUGAGCCGCAACAAGCCCCUCCACCGAGGCCAUCACAAAUUUUUCAUCCACACCUCACUGGCAAUCCACUUCCUCCUGGUACCCUACCUCUUCCCAGGACAGCUGCACAGCCGACAGAUUGGUCGCCGUUCGAGAGCGAAAUUCAGUGUCGGACCGCAGAUUUCUUGUACCGCUGCGUUGAGAUGUCGGCAGGAAACAUUGACGAACUUCUAGAGUUAUGGGCUUUAGAUAAGAUGAAAUCUGAUCAAUUGGGUCCCUUCACCUCAUACGAGCAUAUGUACUCCAGCAUCGAUGCAAUCCAGCUUGGUGAUGCACCCUGGAAAUGUUUUACUGUGAGCUAUACCGGGGAUGUACAGCCGAGUGAUCCCUCUUGGAAGUCAGCAGAAUACGAGGUCUGGUUUCGGGAUCCUGAGGUCAUCAUGACCCAGAUGCUCGACAAGCCGGAGUUCGAUGGCCACUUUGAUUACGCACCUUAUAUUGGUCUUGACAAAUCUGGCAAGCAGCGUUGGAGUGACUUCAUGUCAGGCAAUUAUGCUUGGCGUCAUAGCGAGUGGUACCUACCACUUUUAUGA